Caenorhabditis elegans is the source of this 1934-nucleotide messenger RNA. It is a transcript of the gene W08G11.3, whose product is annotated as Trichohyalin. Bases 29 to 1561 code for a protein of 510 amino acids. NCBI's taxonomy places the organism in Eukaryota, Metazoa, Nematoda, Chromadorea, Rhabditida, Rhabditidae. The record is from RefSeq and is marked reviewed. The transcript is spliced from 10 exons.
AAAUUUUCAGACAAAACGGGUCAUUAUCAUGGACAGCGGACGACGAAGCCGUAGUGGAUCGAGAGAUAGAGAUAGUAGACGCAGACAUAAGAAGCAUAGACACAAGCGUCGAUCCCGUACACGGAGCCGCAGUAGAUCAUACGAACGGAAUGGAACGGCUGGAAUUCAUAUUAAUCCAGCUUUUGGACUCCCGCCUGGAACCGUACAACCACAACCAAUGGGCUACUCGGCGUCACAGCUUUUGCAGACGAAUAAUAUGUUGGAAGCCGAAAUUCAUCGGCUGAAAGCCGCGUUGAACGCCGCGCAAGGCGGUCAACAAAUUGAAGCUCAGCGGUGUCAAAUGCUCCAACAAGAAUUGCGAAAUGCUCAAAUCCAACGAGAUCAAGCCAACAAACGAUGUAACGAGAUAAUGUCCGAGAGGAGAAUGAUGAAUGAUUCGAAAGUUGAAAUGGCAAAUCGAAUUAAUGGACUAGAAGUGGCGAAUCGGAUGCUCCGAGAUGAUGUUACCCAGGCGAGAAAUGCGACGGAAGCUAAAGAGGAGGAAAUCCGAGCAAUAACGUAUCAAUCAGAAAUUGUUCGCCAACAAAUCAACGCUCUGAACGAACGAAAUGCGGCGCUCAAGACGAAAUGCGAGACGGUAGUGGCGCAAAAUCGUCAGCAGCAUGAAGAAAUGGAAGCCCGUCAAAAGUUCGUGCAAGGUGCUCAGUUAAAUGUGAAGAAGGCGGAGGCGGAUUUGCAAUUGGCCAAUGCAGAAAUUCAACGUCUGCUCCGAGAACUUGACAGCUCUCAGCAGCUCGAGAAUUCGAGCAUCACUGACAAAAGAAAUAUCGAAGAAGAGCUCAUCCGGAAAGAAGAUGAGAUCAGAUUGGCAAACUACAAAUCAGCAACCUUAUUAAAAGCGGCAAAUGAUAAAAUCGAAAAACUCGAGUUACGAUUGAAACAAGAAAAACCGGCGGUGCACAAUGAGAUGACUGUGGAAACAAUAUACAUUGCCAUAGAGACUAUCAAAACGACGUACGAGAAGCAGCUGUCCAGAAUGGAAGAAGAAAUUGAGCAUUUGAAAGCUGAAAAGUUGAAGCAGGAGCAGCAACAAAUAAUGAUGGAGGAAGAGGAGGAUGCAGUGGUUCAGAAUCUCGAGGAACUUCCAGCCUAUCUGAAGACUCCAAUGAGGCCGGAUCCAACGAAGAUGGAAGGUCUUAAAAAGACUAUUCAAGUGAAGAUCAGGCUUGAUGAAGAGCCCGAACGCCCGGCUCGGCCGGCUAGUGGACCGCCCGUAGAUUCACCUGUGACGUGGCAUCAGAGAAAGCCGUUCGAACGGCUCCCAGCGAUGGUUGUGCCGCUUUUUGGGACAACUGAAGCACCAUCAACAGGACCCGGACCAUCCAUUUCAUCCGAAGAUCUCAUCACUUCCUCGACAAUCGAAUCAACGUCCGAUGAAAUUAGCAUUGCCGCCUGCAAUCAGUUCUCUGAGGAGGAUCUGCUGCUCGCCGAGCCAACUGAUAUGAUAUCACCGAGUCAACUAUUGGAUCUCGAUGAGCAGACUCUGCUUGGUGGAGAAUAAUUUAUAUUUGUAUUACGGGGCUUUAAAAUUGCUUCAAAAUUCCCAAAAUAGUCUGAAAAUAUUUUUUUUGUUUGGAAAAAAAAUCCGAAUUCAUUUUUCCGAAUUUUUUUCCCGAAUUAUGCUGAACAGCUCCCGCCGCAGAUUAGCAAAAUUAUCAACACUUCCCUUUUUAACAAUUUUUGAUGAUUUUCAUACUAUUUUCGGGAGUUUUUUAAAAGCAAAAUCCCGUCCCCCGCACCCAAUUUUUAAAAUAUUCAUUCCCUCGUUCCCCCGAUCUGAAUUUGUUUUACGGUUCUCCGUGCGUGUGUAUGUGUCAAUUUUAAUAGUAAUUUUGAAUCAAUAAAGUUUUAUUAUAAUAAAAAUUCCCUCAACA